GAGAAGAGGCCACUGAAGCACUGGUGUGUGUACCGGGACUGGAAGAAGAGACCUUUCCGAUUGAAUAGGGCUUUCCGGCAUUCCGCGUGGGUUUGCUGUUCCUUCCCUUGAGGGAGUGAGCCUCCGCAGCCUGGGGGCUCGGCCAUUCGAGCUCCGGGGAGCAGUCCAGGCUGGGGAAUUCCGGGCGGGGGCGGCAGCCAAAAGCCCUGACUGGGCGGGACGGGGAGGGGCGGCAGCAGCAGCACGCCACCUAUAAGAGGAACGCGCGCAGCCGGCUCCGGACUUGUCCGGAUCCUUGUCCUAAGCUUUCCACACGCCAGCCUGGCUGGGAGGCACCAUGCCCCCAUUCGGCUUUUUCGCCCUUUUGCUCCUGGCGGCUAGCGCCGUAGGCGAAUCGAUCCGUGAGACAGAAGUGAUGGACCCCCGGGACCUCUAUGAUGCUCAGUACCCCUCUGGAGACCUGCCAGAUGAUGAGGAUGUGGGAGGGGCCCUUCUGGAACAAGAGCCUGAUGACUUUGAAUUGUCAGGCUCAGGAGAUACAGAUGAUACCGAGUCAUCCGAGACAUUCUUUAACACAGUUCAGCCAUUGGUGCCCCUGGAUAACCACAUUCUUGAGCAGGAGCCUUCAAGCCAGGGUCCCAAGGACUCUGAAGAGCUGGAGGAGAAUGAGAUCUUCUCCAAGAAGAGCUUUUCCUUUGAGGAAGAAAAAAUGAACAACAAAGUGUCAAUGUCUAGCACUGCCCAAGGCAGCAUCUUUGAGAAGACAGAAGUCUUGGCAGCUCUGAUUGCUGGUGGUGCCGUGGGUCUCCUGUUCGCUAUAUUCCUGAUCCUGCUGCUGAUCUAUCGAAUGAAAAAGAAGGAUGAAGGCAGCUAUGAUCUGGGCAAGAAGCCCAUCUACAAGAAAGCCCCUACCAAGGAGUUCUACGCAUGAGGCCCUCAGGGGCAGCAGAGCAUAGACUUAGGGGUGGGGAGGGGAGGGUUGGCCAUCUCAGUGGGAGGGGAAGGCACUGACCAGCCAGGGUGUCUCCACUGUUUCUUUCCGCUUAUUUCUCCCCUCUUCCCAUAAAGUGGGUGCUUUUGCAUUUUGGGGAGCGGGGUAGGUUAUAUAAGAGAAAAUUUUCCUCUUCCUCAUCCCCACCUCCUGUUCCUUUACCAGUUCCUCAUCUUUCUGAGCCUCAGUUGUUUCAUAUGAAAAAUGGCAAUAAUUCUCUAGCCUGAAAGUCAGAGCUGGAAAAGGAAAUCUCUUGAAACUCUUCCUGCUCUGAUCUUAGAAUUUAUGAUACCUGGUCUAAUGUUGGGCAUUCUGGAGUCUGAUUUGAGAGGGAACAGUUGGAGGAAGGAGAGGGAACUAGAUGGACCCCAAGCAUUUCUUGGGGGCAGUAUAGGCAAGGUCCUACAGUUCUCUCAUUUCUGUCCAGGGCAAGCUGUCCUUUUAUGUAGGGGUGGGCCAAGGUCACCCCAUAUCUCCAAGGCAUUGCAAUUGGUGGAGGAGAGGUAGAUGGAACUAUUAACACAUAGCGAUGUUUAUGACAUUUAUGAUGUCUAUAGCAGUAGCAAUGCAUUACCCUAGGGUGGCAUCAGGGAAAAGAGAUAGUGGGGAAACAAGAGCUCUUGUGUAAACGCUAGGGAAAAGAGAUCAGGGAUAAGUUGUACUGGCCUGUUGAGGACUCCUUUUAUAACUUCUUUUGGGGGUAGGUAGAGAGAGCAUACAAACACAGGUGAAUACUUAGAGAAGUGAUUUGUAGAGUUUUCUCUUAAGAAGAAAAACGUUAAGAACUUAAAAAAAAUAAUGUUCCAAUUUUUGAAGAGUUCAUUCCUUGGGGUGGAGGCUGCUCCUGCCCUGGUGCAUGGUGGGAGAUACCAGCUUGGGUGGGCCUUGCCUCCAGCAUCUCCCAACACCUGCUGUGGCCUGUCUUAUUUAUGUGUCUUUAUUUUUUUGUUUUUGUUUUUGUUUCAAAUGAGGGGAGAGCCUGGGGUGUGAUUUUUAUGAAAUUGUUUUUUAUUAUUUAUGGACACUCCUUACCUCUCUAAUCCCUUCCUUUUUGAUACUUCAGACACUGUCCUCAACCUCAGCCCCUUCCACAUCAGGAAAAUAGAUUCUUGCAGAUCCCAAAUUGUGUUGAUAUUGUAGGCAAUGGUGGGCCUUUGUUUAUCUUGGUAUGUAAUAUAUUGUUCUUUCUCCUCAGUUCUAGAUAGAGAUAUAUUUUUCAAGUAAAGUGUGUGAUUUAAAGAGUAUAAAAUAGGCUGGGUGGGUGAGUGGGAGUUCAUGAGUGGUUGACUUCAGCUCUCGAUUCUUUCCCUGGCCUCUUCCUCUGGUGCCUUCUCCCAAUUUGGAUGGUGGCAGUAGCCAUGGUGUCGAGAGUUGGUUGGCCCUGGUCUGAGAUCCUGGAGGGAGCGGACUUUCCUGGGACUAUUGAUGGAGGCACAGUCCUGAACUGACUCCUUAUAUGAGAGCAGAAAAAUCCCAGAGAACCAGCCCCAUGGACCCCUGGUGAAGAGAGAAGGGCCUUCUAGGGAUUCCCUUUCCCACCACCACCCUGCUGGCUGGGGUGGGUAGCUCUUCCCAACCUGCCCAUUUUCUUGCUCCCUGAUCUGACUUGGUUUCCCUACCCCGUACCUGCCCCAGGACUCCAGCUGGCUGGAUCUCUGCCCUCUUCCUCCCUUGACACCCCCAUCCAACUUCCUGUUGCCCACUGUUGUGACUGAGUGGUGGGAGUGGGCACUUCCUGCCUUUUUGUAGUUGCCUUUCACUGUGUCUGUUACUGAUAUUUUGGAUAAAAAUAAAAAGCUUUCUCAAACCC
Trichosurus vulpecula (common brushtail) is the source of this 2801-nucleotide messenger RNA. It is a transcript of the gene SDC4, whose product is annotated as syndecan 4. The transcript is spliced from 5 exons. Gene Ontology annotation, biological process: cell migration. NCBI's taxonomy places the organism in Eukaryota, Metazoa, Chordata, Mammalia, Diprotodontia, Phalangeridae. The record is from RefSeq and is a predicted model, not a curated record. Gene Ontology annotation, cellular component: cell surface; membrane. The coding region runs from base 338 to 931 and encodes 197 amino acids.